Messenger RNA from Gossypium raimondii (Peruvian cotton), 1713 nucleotides. Its product is annotated as acyl-coenzyme A oxidase 4, peroxisomal. Gene Ontology annotation, molecular function: acyl-CoA dehydrogenase activity; flavin adenine dinucleotide binding. NCBI's taxonomy places the organism in Eukaryota, Viridiplantae, Streptophyta, Magnoliopsida, Malvales, Malvaceae. The coding region runs from base 139 to 1440 and encodes 433 amino acids. Gene Ontology annotation, biological process: fatty acid beta-oxidation. The record is from RefSeq and is a predicted model, not a curated record. The transcript is spliced from 13 exons. Gene Ontology annotation, cellular component: peroxisome.
CGUUAUCCAUGUGCCAACAUAAAGAAACAAUAUAAAACCUCUAUCUUUUAUCAUGCUUCUACCUGGCCUUUCUUUUCCUCCAUUUUCCUUCUAUUUUGUUUCUAUCAGUAUAAUAAAGGAACUUGUCAGUCCAUCACCAUGAUACUUCCAUCCAAGUUUCAAGAUGAAACUGAAAAAAGUGACAAACCUUCACCACCUUUGGAUGUUUCGGUUGCAUUCCCUCAAGCAUCUCCAGCAUCUGUUUUUCCUCCGUCUGUUUCUGAUUAUUAUCGAUUUGAUGAUCUAUUGAGUCCUGAGGAGAAGACUCUCCGAAUGAAAGUAAGAGAGUUUAUGGAAAAAGAAGUAGCUCCUAUAAUGGCGGAGUAUUGGGAGAAGGCAGAGUUUCCAUUCCAAAUUCUUCCAAAACUUGCUGAUCUUGGAAUUGCUGGCUUUAAUACCGAGGGUUAUGGAUCCCCUGGUCUCUCCAUCACUACUAGUGCUAUUGCAAAUGCAGAGAUUGCUAGAGUUGAUGCAAGUUGCUCUACAUUUUUAUUGGUGCAUUCUGUAGGCAUGCUUACAAUUGCAUCAUGUGGGUCAGAGGAACAGAAGCAGAAGUAUUUACCUUCUUUGGCACAGUUAAAGACGAUAGCUUGUUGGGCUUUGACUGAGCCUGAAUAUGGAAGUGAUGCUAGUGCUGUUAAUACAACUGCAAGAAAGGUAGAGGGAGGUUGGAUAAUUGACGGACAAAAACGCUGGAUAGGAAACAGUACUUUUGCUGAUGUGUUGGUUAUUUUUGCCAGGAAUAUCACAACCAAUCAGAUAAAUGGAUAUAUUGUUAAGAAGAAUUCCCCUGGACUGAAAGCUACAAAAAUAGCAAACAAGAUUGGAGUGCGAAUUGUGCAAAAUGGUGAUAUUCUCUUAAAGAAUGUCUUUGUUCCUGAUGAGGACCGAUUACCUGGUCUAAACUCAUUUCUAGAUACAAACAAGGUACUGGCUGUUUCACGAGUAAUGGUUGCAUGGCAACCUAUUGGCAUAUCAAUGGGUGUCUAUGACAUGUGUUUGAGGUAUCUGAAGGAGAGGAAACAGUUUGGAGCUCCAUUGGCAGCAUUUCAACUUAACCAACAGAAACUUUCUCUAAUGCUAGGUGAUAUUCAAGCAAUGACCCUUGUUGGUUGGCGCCUUUGCAAAUUGUAUGAUAAGGGUAAAAUGACUCCUGGUCAUGCUAGCUUGGGAAAGUCAUGGAUCACAUUGAGGGCAAGAGAGACAGUCGUGCUUGGGAGGGAAUUACUUGGUGGCAAUGGAAUUCUGGCUGAUUUUCAUGUUGCAAAGGCAUUCUGUGAUAUGGAACCCAUUUAUACAUAUGAAGGCACGUAUGAUAUCAACAGCUUGGUAACUGGUAGGGAAAUCACUGGUUUUGCCAGCUUUAAGGCACCUGAGAUGAGCAAGCACAGCCGCCUGUGAUCCUGGACUUUCUUCUCUAUUCUAGGAGGAGAUUUCUUCAGUUACGGGAAAAAGAAGGCUUUGAAUUAGCACUUGUGAAUAGGUGAAGGGAAAUGAAUAUUAUGAGCUCUAAUGUCCAAUUUAUUUGGGAUCUGAAUAAAUUUACGUAGCUUCUCUGUAAAAAGCUUGUUUAGAGAAUAAUGAAGCGAUUAUAGUGUAUUAUAUGUAGUAAUAAUGGAUAAUAUUAUUUUAUCAUUUUUAAUAAUUGAAUCAUUAAUUGAUAAAUUUAUAUAA